Molecule: messenger RNA, 923 nt
Organism: Phyllostomus discolor (pale spear-nosed bat)
Lineage: Eukaryota; Metazoa; Chordata; Mammalia; Chiroptera; Phyllostomidae
Gene: C1H4orf36
Product: chromosome 1 C4orf36 homolog
Exons: 4
Coding region: 542-892 (116 amino acids)
Source: RefSeq, a predicted model, not a curated record
UGCUCAAGCGUCACAAUGAGAAAUCGUCACAGUGAGCAAGUCGUAACUGAGAACUUUUCCUUAAGUGAGGCCCCAGAUGGUCCCUAACCCAAAUCCCCAAGUUGCUUCAGCAUAACCUCCUGACCCUUAAAAGUGUAGUUUUUAGGGAAAGGACUAGUUUACAGUCCUCUUGCGCUAGAGGACUUUGUUCCUUGAGGGUGUGCGGGUCUUCGGCUGUGUAACCCACAGGUACCUGCCCCAAGCGGACCCGCCCGACGCGUGUCCCGGGCCUGUGGCCCCGGCGCCUUCGCAGGCGGGACCCCACCACAAAGCCCUUUAUUGAAGCCGCGGCUCCUCACGCCAGCAGGAAGGAGAAGUGCGCCGCGGCGCGGGCCGCGGUGCGCGCGCGGCCUUGUGCACCCAGUUUGCGGCGAGCUCUGCCCUCGGUCCUCUGGGAAUCCCGACGGUCGACAGACACCGAGUGCUGGCAAAGUGAACAGAGUAUCCGCAUCCUUAUUACAAAAGGCACCUGUGUUGGGAAAUUAGACUGUAACAAUUCACCAUGGCUUACGGCUUGCCAAGGAAGAACUCAGUGAAAACCGUUCUGAGGGGCAGUUAUCAAGUAGAGCAACCGUGGGAUCUUGCACAGCUUACGGAGAUCUGGUACACCAACCUGGCCAAAAUCAAGUUCCCAUUCUUGCAAGAAAUUACAUUUGGUAGUCCUGUACACCUCAAAAGGUGUAAAAUCAGAAAGGAUGGUCUGCUUCCUACUGCAGAAGACAUCAAACUGGAAAGGGAAAGUGAAGCAAAACACCUGAAUAAUCUGAAACAUCAGGAAAAUAUAGCUGAGGAAAUGCAAUUUUCCCUAAGGGGGAAGCAAGGUGGUUUGAGAAGACCUCUUCCACCUAAGUGACAGUCUCCUCAGAAUCCUGUCUGUGCUCUGU